UCAAUCUUUUGUCAUCUCCCUUUGCCAUUGUCAACCUUAAACAUAAACAUGGCAACCCUAAUCUUUUCCCGGUGCGCAAGGAUUACAAAUCGUGAUAAACCAUGGCUGAUGUCGAUGUUGAGGUACCGAAUAACCCCGUACUUAGCGGAGGUGCAAUGGAUGUGAACACAGCUCUCCAAGAAGUUCUGAAGACUGCACUCAUCCAUGGUGGACUUGUACAUGGACUUCACGAAGCUGCAAAGGCUCUAGACAAGAGACAGGCAGUACUUUGUGUAUUAGCUGAGAACUGUGAUGAGGCUGCAUACAAGAAAUUAGUGCAGGCCCUUUGUAAUGAACAUCAAAUCCCCCUGGUCAAGGUUGAUAACAACAAGAAACUUGGUGAAUGGGCAGGUUUAUGUAAAAUUGACAAGGAUGGCAAGGCCAGAAAGAUUGUUGGAUGUUCAUGUGUUGUUAUCAAAGACUUUGGUGAGGAGACUCCAGCGCUGGACGUGCUGAAAGACUACUUGAAGUCUUCAAGCUAAACUUUAGGUGUAAUGUCUACAUAAAAUAAUAAAAGCCCAAAAAAAUUA
Pararge aegeria (speckled wood butterfly) is the source of this 569-nucleotide messenger RNA. RefSeq names its product 40S ribosomal protein S12 (gene RpS12). Gene Ontology annotation, biological process: translation. Lineage: Eukaryota; Metazoa; Arthropoda; Insecta; Lepidoptera; Nymphalidae. Gene Ontology annotation, molecular function: structural constituent of ribosome. The transcript has 6 exons. Bases 102 to 521 code for a protein of 139 amino acids. The record is from RefSeq and is a predicted model, not a curated record. Gene Ontology annotation, cellular component: cytosolic small ribosomal subunit; ribosome.